Molecule: messenger RNA, 1701 nt
Organism: Hippocampus zosterae (dwarf seahorse)
Lineage: Eukaryota; Metazoa; Chordata; Actinopteri; Syngnathiformes; Syngnathidae
Product: calcineurin subunit B type 1
Exons: 6
Coding region: 173-685 (170 amino acids)
Molecular function (GO): calcium-dependent protein serine/threonine phosphatase regulator activity; calcium ion binding
Source: RefSeq, a predicted model, not a curated record
UCGACGGAGGAGAGCUUAUGUGGACUGGAAAGAGAGUCCACGAACCUGGGUGUAAAAAGGCCGAGACGUGAUCGGCUCUUUCUCCGUUUAGUGGACACAGUUUGGUAGCAAAUACAACCCUCCCUCAACGGUCUUCCUCACAUCGCCUGGGCUUUCUCAACCGAACACCACCAUGGGAAAUGAAGCCAGCUACCCUCUGGAAAUGUGCACACAUUUCGACCCGGACGAGAUCAAGCGUCUGGGGAAGCGCUUCAAGAAGCUGGACCUUGACAACUCGGGCUCGCUCAGCGUGGAGGAGUUCAUGUCGCUGCCUGAGUUACAGCAAAACCCUCUCGUGCAGAGGGUCAUCGACAUAUUUGACACGGACGGCAACGGAGAAGUGGACUUUAAAGAGUUCAUUGAGGGAGUGUCACAGUUCAGCGUCAAAGGCGACAAGGAGCAGAAGCUUCGAUUUGCAUUCCGGAUCUACGACAUGGACAAGGAUGGCUACAUCUCCAACGGCGAACUGUUCCAGGUGCUCAAGAUGAUGGUGGGCAACAACCUGAAAGACACACAGCUGCAGCAGAUUGUGGACAAAACCAUCAUCAAUGCCGACAAGGACGGCGACGGCAGGAUAUCGUUCGAGGAGUUCUGCGCGGUGGUGGGCGGCCUGGACAUACACAAAAAGAUGGUGGUGGACGUGUGAGCGCACCCCCACGUCCCUUCUUGACCUCCCUCCAGCUCGCUUGAGUCUCCCCGCCCUCCUGAGUUCUCCUGGACGCUCGCUUCAUCCGCCUUGUCCAGCAAAAUCAAGAAAAAAAAACGCCUCAGUGUUACGCCAGCGGAACAUUUCCCUCUCGCUUUUCCACCACGAAGAGCCUCGUUCAAGUGUUAAGUGAACGGCGAAGGCUGCCUAUCCAGUCAAAAAAUUAAAAAUGACUGAGGAUGUGGAGGUGACUGAAAGGUGAAGGGAGGGAAUUCCACCUUUUUUAGAUAUUUGUUUUAGUUUUCUUCUUAUUUUUUUAUUUGUGAUAGAAGUAUGUGUUCAUUCAACCACGCUUGACUUUACAGUGCAACUCGCCGGUUGGGUAUGAAGUGCCAAGCAAGCAUAUCCACACACACACACAGGAGGUGAACAUCUGUCAGGUAACUUACAUUUUAGGACAUGUUUUUAAAUGGGCCUGAAACGACAGAACUAUUUCUCCAAAUAUUUCUGAGAAAAUAAACUGAAAGUGGACUGGCUGCUUUGAGCUUAAUACAAAAAACUGGAAUGUGCAUGACGUGGAAUUUGUUUUGUUUUUCUCGCAUGUCGUUGAACACGUUUGGAACGAAUCAUCUUGUUUACACACGGAUGUGAAUAGAUUAUUUAAUAAUAGAUGUACACAAAAUGGGUGUUGCCAAAUGGUUGGUCUCCACAUGAAGCCGACUGCAGUACAGCACGUCAUAUUAAUAACUGAGGUUUUUUAAAAAUGUUUUGUAUAUACAUAUUUGUUAAACACACUUUUGUCUCUGUAUAGUGGGACACCAUGCUUUGAUUGCAAGUGAUUCAUCUGAGUUCGUGUGCAGGGGAAGGGGGGCAUAUUAGUUAGAUAUGAUGAUAUACAGUAUUUAAGAUGUUUGUUCUUCCAUUUUUCUGCAUGCCGCAAUUUAUGCUAAGGGGCUGUUGAAAACUUGAUACAAUAUGAACACGAAAUACCAUUAAAAUAAACUGAACUGUUAAAA